Messenger RNA from Cuscuta campestris, 2819 nucleotides. Lineage: Eukaryota; Viridiplantae; Streptophyta; Magnoliopsida; Solanales; Convolvulaceae. The record is from the annotation of a GenBank genome assembly.
CAAUGGGUAGCAUCGAUGUAAUUGUGCCUUAAGAAAGAAUCUUAGGUCAGUCGUGGACGAGAUAAUUAAGGAAAAGAGGUGGUACUCUGGGGAAAUUAGAGAGAGCUAGGUGCAGAAAAUGUCUGUUACUCGUAUGUAUUAUCAAUUUGCUAUUGCCUUUGUGGAAUUCCAAUUUGUUAUCAUUAUAUGGCAUCCAACUACUUCAUGACUUCUUGCAAGAAAGACAGCAAACGUUGAGAAUUCCAAUACUGUCCUGGAAAACACCAACUUCCUGCACCCAGAAAGAAUCAGAGUUCUUUGAUUUCCAGCACUUAAAAGGCAUUCUAAGUACAACAAUCUUGUCUUGAAACUUUGAAAGAGACUGUACUUAAUAUCUCUUUCACUUUUAUGUACUCGUUAUUUCUUUAUUUUUGUUGUUGCUAGGAGAUACCAUAAGUGAUCUUUUAGGUAGCGGAUGCUAAUAGUAGGCACUUAGCAGAUGCGAAUGGUUUUUCAUUAAAUUAAACUAAUUUGUUCAUAGCUUUGGUAGAUCAUAUUGGAUGUAAAGAUGAACGAUGUCAUAAUGGCAUUUCUGUCGGUUGUCUAAUAAUUUAUAACAUAAUGACUUUCUCAAUAUAGGACCAUAUGUUUUUAUUUCCCAAUGUAGGACCAUUGGUCAUUAUCUAUUAGUCAUUAUUCAACUAAAUGUCCAGCACCACUUGGACAUUAUUCUUCUCACUAGUCAUUAUUAAGUCCUAUUUAGGGAAUAAAAAAGUUUAAGUCCUACAUUGGAAAAUGACUUGUGUUUUAGUCCUAUUCAGUGCAAAUUUCACUAAUUUAUAAUUAUAUCACAUGACAUGUAGAUUAUGUUUAGGGAUCACAAUUUUGAAAAUAUGAAAGUCAACGAGAUGUAAUUUGAGCACAUGCAGUUGUUUCUUGAAGAAAAUGUUGGCAAGCAAACUAUACUUAUCUUACUUACUGAUGUUUUCCCUCCACCACUAGAAAUUUGGUACUUUGUACUCUGGUAUUUUUUCCAUUCAGUUUGAUAUAACAAGUACUUUUCAUAAGUUCAUAUUUUUAAUAAUGGGUUUCCUUCACUUCGUUUUAUCACUGGGUUCAAGUCAACAAUAUAGUUUGUAUUUACAUCGCGUGUUAUGUUGCUUCUUCUAAGCUUCUUUUUAGUAUUUACUAAACUGGCCAUUCUCUUUUUUUUGGCAUAUAGGAGAUAAUAUAUUUGGAACAAGUGCUACAGAUGCAGCUGAAUCUCUAUUCAGAGCUUUUGCGCCUGUUAUAAACUCUCGUAUUCCAUGGGCUGCAGUUUUAGGGAACCACGAUCAGGAAUCAACAAUGAAUCGUGAAGAAUUGAUGUCUUUCAUCUCCCUAAUGGAUUAUUCUCUGUCACAAACUUUUCCUACAGCUAAAUAUGCUUAUGGUGCAGGCAAUCAAGAUUGUCAUCCACAUAUUGAUGGGUUUGGGAAUUAUAAUCUGAGAGUACGGGGUGCUCCAGGCUCAGAGUAUGCGAAUUGCACUGUCCUUAAUCUCUACUUUCUUGACAGUGGGGACAGAGCUGUAGUCCAUGGAAUUAAAACUUAUGGAUGGAUUAAAGAGUCACAGCUUCGUUGGCUUCACGGUAUUUCUAAAGAGUUUCAGGUCCCGAAAUAACAGGAGCAAAAUCAGGACUCCGGAUCCAAAACAUCUGAAUUUUCCAAUUCUGCCCCUGCACUGACCUUCUUCCACAUCCCCGUCCCAGAAAUGAAACAAGGCCCCAUAAAAGGUAUUAUCGGGCAGUACCGGGAACAUGUCGCAUGUUCAUUUGUAAACUCUAGAGUCCUGAAGACGCUCGUCUCCCUGGGAGACGUAAAGGCUGUUUUCAUAGGCCAUGAUCACACAAACGAUUUCUGUGGGAAUCUGGAGGGCAUAUGGUUUUGCUAUGGUGGAGGUUUUGGAUACCAUGGCUAUGGUGCUGCUGGGUGGCCAAGGAGAGCAAGAGUCAUUCUGGCUGAGCUUGGAAAAGGGGACAAGUCGUGGAAUGUGGUUGAGAGAAUCAAGACAUGGAAACGACUCGAUGAUGUGAAGCUCAGCAAGAUUGACGAGCAAAUCCUUUGGCAAAAAUAGUACCAUUUUGGGGAAAAGAGGUGUGUCCUGUCAUGACCGUAGUGAAAAAAGUUGCAUGUCCUAUGGGUUUGUAAGUUGUAACUUUAAUGUUUUUGUAUAUCUUAAAAGAGUGUAUUGCUACUAUAACUCGAAGUUUGAUCUCUCUUUGUGUUUCUAGAUAAAAUAACAAUUAAAUGAUUGUUUUCCUCUUACUUUCCACAAGGCAAAGUGUAAAAUAUUGUUAUUGGCCCGGCUAAAACGAUAAACUAGUCUAAAAAUACACCAAAAUAUAAACACGGGGAUUUUGACGUGGAAACCCAAAUCGGGAGAAAACCACGGGCCUUUUUUGGCGGUACCUUGCCAACGGGGGAUUUUUAUUAAUAUCGGGGGUGUAUACACGGUACAUGAUUUAGGCUUAGAAGCCAUUAAUGGUGGAGCUAGAAGCUCUUGAAGAAGAAGAAAAAUAUGCUAUCUAGAGUGAGAAAUAGUAAAUGGCAGGGGAGAGUGUAAUUUUUUGCCCUCCCUCAACAAUUAGGGCAACCCUCCCUUUUAUAGGAGAGGGUGAGAGCAUCUACGGAAGAAUAUUCUCUUAUUCCUCUAUUUUAUUAAACAGACCCGGUUUAACUGUUCUUCGUAAAUAAUUGGGAAAUGUGGGCCGAGCCACGUAUUAUUUCCCAUCAAGAAGUCCUCCACUUUUUUGAGUUGUGAGAAUCAUCAACUUAAAAAAGUAAACAAGUUCUCCGAGU